Molecule: messenger RNA, 4926 nt
Organism: Platichthys flesus (European flounder)
Lineage: Eukaryota; Metazoa; Chordata; Actinopteri; Pleuronectiformes; Pleuronectidae
Gene: hfm1
Product: helicase for meiosis 1
Exons: 39
Coding region: 80-4774 (1564 amino acids)
Molecular function (GO): nucleic acid binding; ATP binding
Source: RefSeq, a predicted model, not a curated record
GCUGAUCUUGGAUGAACCACUGAAGUUGGAUAAAGAUGGAUGUCCCCAAUUAAAAUCCAUCCAGCCAUGAUCCGCUGAGAUGUUGGACUCCAGUGACUGCUCCUUGUCCCUGGACAAUCUGUUUUUUGAGAAACCCAUUGUCCACAAAGUAAAGCCUCUGCACCAGGAGACUAGUCCAUGGCACCUGGAUGUGCCUCCAUCCCUUUCUCAGAUUCCAGCUACCCAUGAUAAGCAGGAGGAGGCAGAGUCACUCUCUACCCGAUAUAAUUUCUCAGUGAAACCUGUUUCGGCCUCAAGGUCCCUUCCUCCUUUUAAAUUAUCAGCUGGCCUUAAAGUGUUAUCACAAAUCAACAACUCUUAUGGUUUUAACCAUGACGAAAAAGAGUUUGAGGAGACUCAGUGUGGCAGCAACAGUAACAGCAUCAGCAGAUGUGAUGGCCUUUGGGGAGGUGAAGGGUUCAGGGAUUACUCUCAGGGUGCCUGUCAGAGUGGCAGAGGUGGAGAUGAAACCCUGCAGGACUCUGGUCAUGUGGCCGUCAGCAGGAGGUGUUUGUCUCUGGACGGCAGCAAAAGCCCACUUCUACGGAGAAGCUUGUUCAAGGUUCAGGUGUCGAGUAGUGGAGGUGACUCGUCACACACAGGCGACCUCAGUAUCCGCGGCAGCAGCAGCCAGACAGCUUCCCGACCUCAAACUUUUCUCAGUCAGGUCGCCAUGGCGACAGUACCUCCUCCUCUUCAGCCGCCACGGGCGACAGUUUGCAAAGCAGCUCCUCCUUUCCCUCCGGAGCCCCUCUUUUCACCCCCCCUCCUGGGCUCAACUGCAGCAAGUGGCCGACCCCCACAGCAGGCCACACACUCUGAGAUGCCGGACAGGGCCACAAAGAGAGCCUUCGUUCCGCCCAUGACGCCUCAGCCGCUCUGCAUACAAGGUUCUUCUGGGUCUGAAGUUUUGCGACCUGUCUCUGAAAUCCCAUCAAAGUUCAGAUCCGUCUUCAGCGAAUUCCCGUUUUUCAACUACGUUCAGUCCAAAGCGCUGGAUGACGUUCUUUACACAGGUAAGAACUUUGUGGCAUGUGCACCCACUGGAUCUGGAAAGACAGUGCUGUUUGAGCUGGCCAUCAUUCGCAUGCUAAUGGAGACGUCUGAGCCCUGGAGAGAUGUCAAAGCUGUCUAUAUUGCCCCCAUCAAAGCUCUGUGCAGUCAGUGCUUCGAGAGCUGGAGGAAGAAGUUUGGGCCUCUGGGUCUGAUCUGUAAGGAGCUUACUGGCGACACAGAGAUUGAUGACUUCUUUGAGAUUCAGGACUCCCACAUCAUCCUGACCACGCCUGAAAAAUGGGACAGCAUGACAAGAAAAUGGAAGGAUAACUGUCUGCUGCAGCUCGUCAGGCUCCUCCUUAUCGAUGAGGUGCAUGUGGUGAAAGAUAAGACCCGUGGUGCCACGUUAGAAGUGGUGGUGAGCAGGAUGAAGGCGGUGAACACAUACAGGACAGCUCAGAAUCCAGAGUCAGGCCUCUCAAUCAGGUUUAUGGCUGUUUCAGCCACCAUACCCAACAUCUCUGAUAUAGCAGACUGGCUGUCGAAUGAGAGCGGUCCAGCCACAUAUCUGGAAAUGGAUGAAAGCCAUCGUCCAGUGAAGCUCAGGAAGGUGGUGCUGGGAUUCCCCUGCAACCAAAACCAAACAGAGUUUAAGUUUGAUCUGUCACUCAACUACAAGAUGGCCAACAUCAUUCAGACUUACUCUGACCAUAAGCCUGCUUUAGUGUUUUGCUCUACCAGGAAAGGAGCCCAGCAGUCAGCUGCAGUUCUGGCCAAGGACGCUCGGUUCAUCAUGAGCAUUGAGCACAAGCAGAGGUUGUUAAAAUAUGCAAACUCUAUUCUGGAUUCCAAACUGAGAGAACUGGUGAUGUUUGGAGUUGGUUUCCACCAUGCAGGAGUUGAAAUGUCGGACAGGAAGUUGAUAGAAGAGGCCUUCACUCUGGGAGACCUGCCUGUCCUCUUUACCACCAGGACUCUGGCCAUGGGGGUGAACCUGCCAGCUCAUCUGGUGGUGAUCAAAUCCACCAUGCAAUACGUUGCAGGCUCCUGUGAAGAGUGCAGCGAGUCUGACCUGCUGCAGAUGAUAGGCCGAGCUGGAAGACCACAGUUUGACACAUCAGCGACUGCAGUGAUCAUGACCAAAGUUCAAACCAGAGACAAGUAUAUGAAGCUUAUGAAUGGGAUGGAAAUCAUUGAGAGCAGUCUACACGGUCACCUGGUGGAGCACCUGAAUGCUGAGAUUGUUCUCCAAACCAUCAGUGAUGUCAACAUGGCUCUUGACUGGAUACGCUCCACCUUCCUCUACAUCCGAGCCCUCAAGAACCCCACGCACUACGGGUUUUCUGCUGGCAUAGACAGACAUGGAAUUGAAGCAAAAUUGCAAGCUCUGUGCCUGAAGAACCUCACCUCUCUGUCCUCCAUCGGUCUGAUCCACAUGGAUGAAGAUAUCAAUAUCAAACCAACAGAGGCCGGCAGGUUGAUGGCGAGAUACUGUGUUGCUUUCGACACCAUGACGCAGUUCUGCAAAGUGGCUGGCACUGAGAACCUGUCUGACCUGAUCGAGCUAUUGUCCAAGAGCAAAGAGUUCAGUGACAUUCAGUUGAGAGUGAAUGAGAAACGGCCCCUGAACACUUUGAACAGGGACAAGAACAGGAUCACCAUCAGGUUUCCCAUUGAGGGAAAGAUCAAAACCAGCGAGAUGAAAGUGAACUGCUUGAUUCAGGCUCAGCUUGGUUCUAUUUCAAUUCAAGAGUUUGGACUCACACAGGACACAGCAAAGAUCUUCAAGAAUGGGAUGCGCGUCAGCAAAUGUCUGACAGAGUUUCUGAGUCAGCGAUCUAAGGCAGGUUUCUCAGCUCUGCUCAACUCCCUGAUUCUGGCCAAGUGCUUCAGAUCAAAGCUUUGGGAGAACUCGCCCUAUGUUUCCAGACAGAUGGAGAAGAUAGGUCAGACUCUGUCGACUGCCAUGGUGAACGCUGGACUCACCACUUUGAGCAAAAUCGAGCAAACCAACCCAAGAGAGCUUGAGCUGAUUCUCAACAGACAUCCACCGUUUGGAAACCAGAUCAGAGAAUCUGUCAUGAAUCUUCCAAAGUAUGAAGUUACUUUGGAGCAGCUUCCCAGAUACAGCUGUGCUACAGCAGAGAUUGUGGUGAAAGUGAACCUCAAAAACCAGGCCCAGCUGCUGUCCAGGAGAACGGCUCCAGACCACCACUACGUCUCACUGAUCAUCGGAGACUCUGACAACAGUGUGGUCUUCAUACAGAAACUCACGGACUUGGUACUGUUGCGGUGCGGUAGCUGGUCGAAGAAGAUUGAGGUGGUGAAGGCCUCGAAAGGAGAGGAGAUCAGUGUCAAUCUCAUCAGCUCAGAAUAUGUGGGCUUCGACAUCCAGCAGCAGUUCAACGUGUACUUCUCUGGAGCCAGGAGGUUUGGUACUGAUAAUCCAUGCCACACAUCUUAUGAUCCUACGGGACAGAGAUCGCAGCACUCUACUCUGAAACCUCAGUCAGGUGAUCCGGCUACACCUCAGAGGGAAAAUACCACAUCUGUGACAGACCGAGAUUCAGGCAACAAAAGACAGUGCAACCACUUCUGCAAGAAUAAGGAUCUCUGUGGCCACGACUGCUGUAAAGUAGGAGUAAAUGUGGCAAAGAAGAGGUCAACAAAUCAAGAAUAUGGUUUCUCUUCCCAUUUGAAAGACCUCAGGAGCAGAUGUGAAACACUGGCACAGACUCCUGUCAAACGACUCAAGAUGAAAAUGAGUGAGGAGUCUGUGUCUGUCAACAUACAGAACUUUGCUUACAAACCCAAAGAGAGACUUCCAACCGUUUCCUGGUAUGGAGUAAAUGACUAUGGAGUCUCAGAGAGACCUCACACUGAGACCGUGGAUCUGACAGGAGAAGACUGCACUGAACUCACAGACACGAUUCAUCUGGAUGAGUUUGACAGGGAUUAUAACGACUACGUUGGGGACAUGUACGAGACGAUGGAAGAGACAGUCCGAACCCCGGCUGCAUCUCAUACCCACCAUCAAAUGUCCUCAGUGUGGAUGAACCCGGGAACAAGUGUUUGGAGUCAGAACUCUGAACUGCAUCGAAACCGGACCAAUACAACCACCUCAGCUCAUUCUGAGAGGCCCACUGCGGUAACAAGCCAAGGCUCAUACUGUGAAACUGCUUUAUCCGCACAAAUACCAACUGUCACCUUUGACCUCGGAAAUGAAUGGGACGACUGGGGCGACUUUGAUGAUGAGCACUUGGUGCACGCCAGCGAGACGUCAUUUGCUUCUUGCACAACUAAUGCUGAACCUCAGACCCAGCAGUCUGUUGAGUGGAACACGCCAGGCUUCGGGGCUACAUCAGCACAUCCACUCUUCUUCAGUCCCUCACAAGUCAAACCCUGUACAACCCCUGCCGUGACACCACUGAGAUUGAUUUCACCCAAUCUAAGAUCUGAAAUCAGAAAACCAGAAGCGCCACUAGUCACAGUCAGGCCACAGAAUCGAGUCACUCUUGACUUUAAUAAAAAGAGACCAGGCAUCUUCAGUGAAGAGAUCCGAGUAAAAACAACGGAAACUCUCCCAAAACAGAAGCAGCUGGCCCCGGAGACCAGAAGGUUUGAUUUCUUCUCAACAGUGAGAGUCCCAGCCAACACCAGCACCAGCUCAUCUAUCACCAGAAGCAUCAGCAGCCAAGAGGAGGAAGCUUACAUUGGGAUAUUUGAUGGCAUAUUUUAGAAGUCGUUGAUGUCUCUAACUCUGAUAUGAAUUCAUCAGCAAGUGUUUGUGUUCAUCUUUAUUUGACAAGUGAGUUACCGGCUGUUUCAUAGUCGUGUUAUUAAAAAUUCACAUUGUAAUUGAAACAAGUUGUUCCUGUGAGUUCCGACUGU